Helobdella robusta is the source of this 153-nucleotide messenger RNA. RefSeq lists its product as hypothetical. NCBI's taxonomy places the organism in Eukaryota, Metazoa, Annelida, Clitellata, Rhynchobdellida, Glossiphoniidae. Gene Ontology annotation, molecular function: ubiquitin protein ligase activity. The record is from RefSeq and is a predicted model, not a curated record. The annotation marks the transcript as partial. The transcript has a single exon.
AAGUUUUUAAACGAGUCCUGCUCCAUCUGCUCCGAAGAUUUCAUUGAGAAGUCCUUUGUGUGCGAACUUCAAUGCCGACAUGUCUACCAUUUUGCAUGCAUACGUCUAUGGCUGCUAAAAAAAUCUUCGUGUCCCUUUUGUCGACAGGCGAUC